Osmerus eperlanus (European smelt) is the source of this 1860-nucleotide messenger RNA. It is a transcript of the gene f10, whose product is annotated as coagulation factor X. NCBI's taxonomy places the organism in Eukaryota, Metazoa, Chordata, Actinopteri, Osmeriformes, Osmeridae. Bases 118 to 1644 code for a protein of 508 amino acids. The transcript has 8 exons. Gene Ontology annotation, molecular function: serine-type endopeptidase activity; calcium ion binding. Gene Ontology annotation, cellular component: extracellular region. Gene Ontology annotation, biological process: proteolysis; blood coagulation. The record is from RefSeq and is a predicted model, not a curated record.
GACUAUUUCUCCCUCCCUCCCCCUUCCCACCCUCCCUCUCGGGGCCAUUGCUCCUGUUUCUCUCUGCAGCACUGUACUGUGUAGGUCCAGAGAGGCGCCUCAUCAAGAGAAUCGGCCAUGUUGCGUCUGUCGCAGACUUGUUUCUUUCUGCUCCUUCUACAUCGAGUGACCUCCGAGGUCUUUCUCUCCAGUGAUGAUGCCAGCCAGGUGCUGGUACGUCACAAAAGGGCCAACAGUGGUUGGGAGGAAGUACGUAAGGGGAACAUGGAGCGGGAGUGUGUAGAGGAGCGCUGUGACUACGAGGAAGCCAGGGAAAUAUUUGAAGAUGAUACAAAAACUAUAGAGUUCUGGAACAAAUAUUUUGAUGGGGACGCCUGUGUAUCCAUCCCUUGUGCCAAUGGCGGCGUGUGUAUGGACGGGAUCGGGAAGUACACAUGUUACUGCAAGUCAGAAUUUAAGGGCUACAACUGUGAGAUUGUGAUCCCUGAGCUGUGUGAGAAUCAGAAUGGGGGCUGUGAACACUUCUGCCAGGUGAAGAGAGGAAAUGUGGAGUGCAGCUGCGCAGAUGGUUACUUCCUAGACUCAGACGACAAGUACUGUAUCUCCAACGACCCUUUCAAAUGUGGUGUGAUAAAAGCCUCCAAAACUCGGAGCAUCUUCAUCUACCAGCCACAAGGCAACACCACAACCAACACCACCACAGCCAACACCAGCUUUACCAUCACCAACACCACCUCACACACAAACCAAGUUAAAGACACAGAUCACCAGAUCAAUGUCAACCAGAAAUUACUGGUGGAACGUUACGCAGACGUCUUGGAAGUAGUACAGGAGGAGAGGAUCAUUUCUGAUGUCGGUGUAGAAACACGGAUUGUUAACGGAGAGGAAUGUCCACCGGGACAGUGUCCCUGGCAGGCAUUGCUGAUAAACCACGAUGACAUUGGAUUCUGCGGAGGAACCAUCCUGAAUGAGUACUUCAUCUUGACUGCAGCUCACUGCAUGAACCAGACACGUAGCUUUUACGUUGUUCUGGGUGAGUUUGACACAAAGGUAAAGGAGGGUCAUGAAGCCAAACACUUUGUGGAUCAGGUGCUUGUCCACAGGAACUACAUAUCCGAAACCUUCCACAAUGACAUCUCCCUCAUCAAACUACAGAAGCCAAUCACUUUCACCAACUACAUCCUGCCCGCCUGCCUGCCAGAGCUGGACUUUGCAGAAAACGUCCUAAUGCGCCAACCCGAAGGCCUUGUCAGUGGCUUUGGUCGCGUGGGGGAGAACAAGCAGCCGUCCACUGUCCUGCUCCGGCUCAUAGUCCCGUACGUGCCACGAGCCACCUGCAUGGAGUCCAGCGCACAAAAAAUCUCCAAGCGCAUGUUCUGCGCCGGCUACGACAGGCUGGCCAAGGAUGCGUGCCAGGGUGACAGUGGCGGACCUCACGUCACUCGCUACGGGGACACUUGGUUCAUAACGGGUGUGGUGAGCUGGGGCGAAGGCUGUGCCCGCGAGGGCAAAUACGGCGUUUACACACAGGUGUCCAAGUACAUCGGCUGGAUCCGGGACGUGAUGGCCAGGUUCCUCCCCAAAGACAACAACGAAGAAAAGAGGAUUAAGAGAAGAGCACAUCCUGUCACUCUUUGGGUAUAAGUUUGACAUCACACAUAUAGAAGCGAAAAGAGAAUGGUUGAUAAACAGGCUUUUGGAGAUGCGUUCAAAACACACUGUUUCUGUGUAGGGGUACUAGUUGGUGUGUUGUAAAACCUAAUAUAAUAUACUGUGUCAGCUUACUUUAUUUGCAGUUCCAUUUACUAAUGUACCAAAAUGGGUGUGCAAUACUUUCCACAAGCUUGAUAUUCAAAUGAU